Molecule: messenger RNA, 1467 nt
Organism: Caenorhabditis remanei
Lineage: Eukaryota; Metazoa; Nematoda; Chromadorea; Rhabditida; Rhabditidae
Exons: 7
Coding region: 1-1467 (488 amino acids)
Biological process (GO): positive regulation of translation; regulation of formation of translation initiation ternary complex
Cellular component (GO): RNA cap binding complex; cytoplasm
Molecular function (GO): RNA binding; eukaryotic initiation factor 4E binding; translation initiation factor activity
Source: RefSeq, a predicted model, not a curated record
AUGAACACUAUAAACAAUAUGGUUCGCGCGAGUCAAUUCACUUCUCAACUCGCGAAUACUAUCUUUACACUUUGUGCUCAACUUAAAACUUCGGGUUCAAUGCUGGAACAAUCGCAUAAAAAUGAAUUGAACAAAGUGUUCACAUCUCUGCGUCAAGCGUGCUGUCGAGAUAACGGACAACUUGGGACACCGUGUCGGCUGAAAAUAAUGGAGCUCGUCGAGUUGCGAGCGAUGAAUUGGCGGACGAAUCUGGCACACAGCCAGUAUUACGUGAAUAGGCCAGAAGGACAACACGACCCCGCCCCCACUGUCGGAAUCCCGCCCCCUUCUGCCACGUCAUCACAAAUGACGUCAUCAGUGACGUCACCUGUUCCCCAAUCCCCCCAACCACCGAUGCAUUCAUUCGUUCCUCAGAAUCCGAUGAUGUUUCAGGACCCUAUGGGCGGAGCCAGAGAUUUUCAGGCCAACCCUGGGGGUAUUUUCUUCAUUCCGGCGGCGUCGACAUGGAUGAAUCCCUUGAUGCCAAUGCCUCCCAACCCAUUUUUGCCCCAUUCAAUGAUGCCCCCUGAUCAUCAAAUGUUCCUUCGACAGAGAUCUUUGAACAACAAGAAACCGAAUAAUUUGAUGAAUAAGACACUCCAAUUGAGACAUGAAAUGAUCAUUCGAAACUCGGAUUCCGGCAAGAUUAUGGGUGUGAAGGGGCGGAGAGUGGCUGCCGUCGAGCAGUUGACGAAUACGGUCAUCUCGUUUCAGAAGGUCGACGCCAAAUCAAAAGAACGUACACUGACAAUCACUGCAUCCACAAUGGAGGAUAUUGAGAGAGCGAAAGAUAUGAUUAUUGAUACGAUUCGCAGAAAUAUGAGUCCGAUUCGGACGGAUAUGUCGAUCCCGCCUCCAAUGCCCAUGUCCAGUGACCUCCAUCAUCCUCAACAACAUCCUCAACAACCGACUCAAGGGGGAUCUCCAGAAGACGAAGAGGACGAUGACGACGAGGAAGAUAUAAAACUGGAGCAGACAUCCGAUGGAAAACUCACAUUUCAUUGUGAUGAUCCUGAACUCCUUGCCGCUGCUCAAGAGGCCCUAUCCGCCUAUCUCCGGGUCCGCGCCCGUCCGUCAGCCGAGGAAAGAGAGAAGAAAAAAGAGAGGAGAAAAUCGAUGCCCCUUCAACAGACCGCCCAUCAUCAACAGGAUGUUCCUGUCAUGUUGAAACCGUCGAAAACGUUCCAUGGAUCGACGCCCAACUUGGCUGAUGGUCUCGCGGCGACUACUACUGUAGUCAUGGCGACUACUGUAGCGCCACAACAGAUGGUCGCCGCGCAACACGUGCACCAGCCACAGAUUAUUGGAGAUCCAAUUCGCUACAACCGUGACAUUCUAAUGACGGCUCGUGAGACCCAGAGACAAGCAAUGACACCAGAAAUGCUCAAAGAGAUUACUGCUGUUGCUCCGGACAUUUUGAUCGCUUGA